CGCGGCCGCAGCAGGAGCGGGAGACUCGGGCCAUGGCCGCCGACGUGUUCAUGCGGCCGGGGCGGCUCCCCGGGGCGGCGGGGCCCGUGUCGCGGCGGGCGGAGCCGGACGAGGACUCCUCGGACACGGACGAUGGGGGCUCCCCGGCGGGGCGGCGGCCCGGGCCGCGGCGGGGGCAGCCCGCGGGGCCCCAGAUCAUCCACUCGGGCCACUUCAUGGUCUCGUCGCCGCACAGCGAGCACCCGCCCAAGAAGGGCUACGACUUCGACACGGUCAACGAGCAGACGUGCCAGACCUACCGCUUCGGGGCGGCGCGGGGCGGCGGCGGGGCCGGGGGGCGCCUCAGCAUCGACGCCUCCCUCACCAAGCUCUUCGAGUGCAUGAGCCUGGCCUACAGUGGGAAGUUGGUUUCACCAAAAUGGAAGAAUUUUAAAGGCUUAAAACUUCAAUGGAGGGAUAAAAUUCGUCUCAACAAUGCCAUCUGGAGGGCAUGGUAUAUGCAGUACCUGGAGAAACGCAAGAACCCAGUGUGCCAUUUUGUGACUCCACUAGAUGGCUCUAUUGAUGUAGAGGAACAUCGGCGGCCUGAAGCCAUUGCAACAGAAGGGAAAUAUUGGAAACGAAGAAUCGAAAUAGUCAUCAGGGAAUAUCACAAGUGGAGAACAUACUUCAAGAAAAGGUUACAGAAACACAAAGAUGAAGACCUUUCAAGCUUGGUGCGGGACGAUGAUGUGGUUCUCUGGCAUCAGAGUAGAUAUGGCAGAGAAACCCCGGUCCCCAUGGAGGAAGAUUCCUUUCUGGAUGCAGACAUGCUUAUGUCUGAGUUCACAGACACCCUCUUCUCUACGCUUUCUUCACAUCAGCUGAUUGCCUGGCCAAAUCCCAGAGAGAUAGCACACUUAGGAAAUGCUGACAUGAUUCAGCCAGGACUUAUCCCUCUCCAGCCAAAUCUAGAUUUCAUGGAUACUUUUGAAUCUUUUCAGGAUCUGUUCUCAUCCAGUCGCUCUGGCAACUUUUUCUCUUCUGUCCCUGCUGCCAGUUCUGCUAUGACAGAUACCAGCAGCCAUUCGUCCCAGUCUUCUGUCCUGCCCUCAGGUUCUUUACCCAGCACACUCCCAACAGUGAACCUCAAUGAAGGAUUGAUUGCCUCACCGGUACCUGCUCCUGUCAUUCCUGAUGUUGGUGCUAACCAGUGCUCCAACAUUAGAAGCGAGGGCUCUUUCAUCCAGCCAUCAGACUUCAAUUCCGAUUCAACUCUAAGUGGCCAGCAGCCAUUUCUUCCGGUGUUCCCAGCUCCAGUGUCUCUGCUGCAGCCCACCGUCCCACCACACCAAGCUGCUUUGCCCACAGUGCCUCUGAAUGCCAGCUUGAAUUCCCAGCCGUCUGCUUUUACUACUCCAGAAACCCAAAAGUCUGGCCUCUGCAAAUCUUCCACUGUUACCCACACGGCUUCUGCCACCCUGACCCACAACCCCUCUGCUACCACCUUCAGCCAGAGCCAGAACCUCAUCCUGGCAACGCAGCAGCCAGGGGGAGGAGUGCCUUGUAACCUGACUCUACAGACUGCUGUUGUGCAGGGGCAGCCCCGGCCUCAGCUGCAACCCCACCUGACGUUUGCACUCCCUAAAGCCAUUCCCCUGGCGAAUGCUGGGACGAGGCCCAAACAGCCACAAAAAAUAGUGCAUGUUCCAAAGCCUGAAACGGUGUCCUUAGUAUUAAAAAAUGCCUUCAUCACCCCAGCUGCCUUUCAGGGACAGUCCAGAGCUGUGAUCGUAACCCCAGCACCUUUAAAAAGAGAGAGGAUUUUGACUCCGGCCAUGUCUCCACCUAGUGUUGUAAUUGCACCAGCUGCAAUUCCCAGAGCUCCCGGGGUGAUGGAAUUCCAUAGUAACAUUCUGGUUGGUCAAGCACAGCAAGCUCCGAGUAACCAGCAAGUGCAGUCCACAGUCUCGCAUCUCUUCUCUCCUAGUGCAGUCCAAGAUGUGAAAGGAGAGCAAAUCCCUUCCCACAGUACCUGUUCACAAGUUCCUUCACCUACACCUAGGCGAGAUUGUCAGAAUUCAGGACAGGCCUCUCCCUGCCCAUCCGAACAAAGCCCCAGUCCUCAGUCUCCACAGAAUAAUUGCUCAGGAAAAUCCACAACUGACCCUCAGAUGGCUGCAUUUAAGAAUCGAAGGAUGAAGCAUAUUUCAGCAGAACAAAAAAGAAGAUUUAAUAUCAAGAUUGGCUUUAGCACCCUGAACAGCUUGGUAUCAGCUAACUCUAAGUCAAUCAGCCAUGCAAUCACGCUCCAGAAGACUGUGGAAUAUAUCACUAAACUACAGCAGGAGAGAAUGCAGUCACAAGAGGAAACUAGGCGCCUCCGGGAGGAGAUCGAGGAGCUAAACGCUACCAUCAUUUCUUGUCAACAGCAGCUCCCUGCUACCGGGGUUCCCAUAACCCGACAGAGAUUUGAUCACAUGCGGAGUAUGUUUGAUGAGUAUGUGAGAAACAGGACCCUCCAGAACUGGAAGUUUUGGAUUUUUAGUAUUAUCAUUAAGCCAUUGUUUGAGACCUUCAAUAGAAUGGUGUCUACGACCAGUUUAGAGGACCUGAACCAGACUGCAAUGGCUUGGCUGGAUGAGCAUUGUUCGCUCCGUGUUCUGAGGCCAAUGGUACUGAACACCCUUCGGCAUCUCAGUAUAACCACCUCGAUUCUGUCAGAUCCAUCACACCUGCCAGAGCAAGCCACUGAGGCAGUUUGUAAGAUCAACAAAACAGCUGGAGAAACCUAACAACCACAAAUGAUGAGUUGCCUAAACAAGACGUGAAGAAAGUCCCAGCCUCACAGACUUGUCUCCUUACAGUUGGUGCACUUUAGAAAGGAUUCUCUCUAUCAUGUAGGACAUUGUUCAGGGCAUUUUGCCUCUGGCUCCUGAACAUGUAGAGAUUCAAUGCAACAUUGUCUAAUAUUUGGCUUCUUCUUCAGUACCUGUUAGAUUCAGUUAAGUGAGAAUGCCAACCUCAGAUACAUAAGUAGGCUAUAGUCCUGCAUUCAGCAAUAAAAAAUCUCCAUCAAUGAAGCAUGAAUAAAUACACAGGGAACAUCUUUGCAUAAAAUGACUUCAAGUACUAAACAAGGUGUAAAUUCGCUACACCUAGGAACAAUUUGUUAAAGGGAAAUGCACGUUUGAUUUCAUGAAAGGUAAUGUGCUUUUUCAUUUUAUUACCUGGUGUUCAAUUUCUUUGUUAUUUUAUUUGAACAGUAAAAGUUGAUAAAAAGAAUGAUCAACAUAUUAAUAACCAAAGGAGAAAAAAGUUAAUCAAAGAUACAAAAUUGUGGUAAAAUACUAGAAUUAAAAUCUCAGGUUGUGUAUGUAUCUUUAUUCUAGUUCAGUAUAUUAUUUGUAUGUGAUCAUUUGGAGGGCAUGCUUUAUUUCCUAGCAAAUAAAGUAGCAGAUGUUUUCGUAGAACUUUUUUUCCUGAUUUAGUCAUUACAAGUGAGUAGCAGGACAGUUUGGCAAGUUCAAGAGAACAGUUUAUCUUUAAUUUGUGUGAACUCUUUACUUGUAAAUCUAGACAUGAAUUUCCAUACAGGCUUAAACUGUAAACUAUUUUUUCUUACAUGCUGCAGAGUUGAACUCUCCAUCAUAACAUGUGUGCACAGAUGAUGCUCUAAUGCUUUAGAGACAGAAACUUGAGUUUGUAAUGCUAGGAAAUAGGCAUUUAUGUUGUCACAGAAAUUAGAUCAAUCCACAUGUACUCAUAAGCUAUCCCUCACUCCUGUGUCUUCUUUGCCUAUUUCCCCUGCUUCAAUGUCCUAAAUCCUAAACCCGAAAGAUUUAGGUCACGGUUGUCAAUCUUUAAGAGGCUUGCGUCCAACAUAAAACUUAGACUGCAGCUUGUUUGAUAUUGGAAACAUGACGUAAUUCAACGUGACUGUCACAGUAAGUGUCUGACAUAACUAUAGAUGGGCCUGAGCCUCACUGUCCCCUAGCAAUGUGCUCAUCACCAUAGCGCUAGCAACCUCUGGCCAAGAGUAGCUCAUGUAGAUUGUUCCUGUCCACAUUAGGAUUAAUCUGUGUGGGGUAGGGUGUAUGUAUGUGCCAUUGGCGAAUUAGGAAGAGUAUGGGCAUAAACAUGGAGACUCUUGACCCAUGAGUUGUAGGCCUUCUCUUGUAAUGCCUUCUCCACAGCUCUUGUCAUGGAGGGUCUUCAAAACUGACUUUCUUUGGUUGGAGCAAAGCUGGAGCAGAAAACGUAUGCUUUGAGCCCUCCCAGCUUUGGGGUUUGUUCCUUGCCAGUGCCUUUGCACAGCACCUUGCUCCCCAGUGUUGUUCUCAGCCUGUGUGCUGGGGACAGGGUUUGGCUUGUGGAUAACAAGUUACUCUGCUGCAUCUCUGUAAUGAAGUCUACUAAAAACAUGAUCCUUUAUAGCUAACUCCCUGGACCUUAAAGUAGAGGCGCUAUGUAAAGCUCAAGUCUUCUGUUGAGGUUCUGAUGCUGCACUCAUCACUCUGGUAUCUGAGCUCCUGCUUUUCAAUGCACUGUGAAAAACUAAAUGAUGUGUUGCCUACCUACUGGCAUAUAACCACCGAAGCGGGGAGCUGUACUGUGCACAGCUAGGGAAAUGCCUAGCGGUGUCUGCUUUCACAGUGAUGGUAACUCCAAUAAUGUGAUUACACGUCUGAGCGCUUUUGUUUGUUUUGUGUUCCACUCCAUGAAUUAACGUUAUCUGCAAAAGAAGUGAGCCUUCAGGCCAUUGACAGUAUUUUGUAUCUGGUUCAAAAUUUGAGGUCCCAGGAGUUUACCAAACUCUCAGGUCAGUUUUCAUGAUAAAAAAUAAUUAUUAUUAUUAUUAAACUCCGCCAGGGCCGGCUCCAGGGUUUUUGCCGCCCCAAGCAGCAAAAAAAAGUCGCGAUCAGCUCUACUGCCGCUU
Messenger RNA from Mauremys mutica (yellowpond turtle), 4918 nucleotides. RefSeq names its product MLX interacting protein (gene MLXIP). Gene Ontology annotation, biological process: regulation of transcription by RNA polymerase II. NCBI's taxonomy places the organism in Eukaryota, Metazoa, Chordata, Testudines, Geoemydidae. The coding region runs from base 33 to 2774 and encodes 913 amino acids. The record is from RefSeq and is a predicted model, not a curated record. Gene Ontology annotation, molecular function: protein dimerization activity; RNA polymerase II cis-regulatory region sequence-specific DNA binding; DNA-binding transcription factor activity, RNA polymerase II-specific. Gene Ontology annotation, cellular component: nucleus. The transcript has 17 exons.